UUGAAGCUGCCGUCAGUCCCGCUAUCUACCUGCAACCAGCACCAUGCACUCCUUCAGGCUCAGCACAGCUCUGAUGCUCACAGCGACAUGUUUACUCCUCACAGCAGAAGCUUCUACAGAGUCGCUGACCAUCUGUGACGAUAACUUCAGUGUUCAGCGUCUGAGCUGUGACAGUGGAGUGAUCCAGGUGCAGCAGGCUCUGUACGGACGUGCAGACAGAGUGACCUGCAGUGAAGGAAGGUCUUCUCAGCAGCUCGCCAACACGAGGUGCUCUCAGCGUGGGACUGUGGACGUCCUGAAGAGGAGGUGUGACGGAAAGAAAGUGUGUGAGCUAAACUCUGACGUGGUCCGAACCUCUGACCCCUGCUACGGCACCUCAAAGUACCUCCAGACCAACUUCACCUGCUUCCCAGCGAUUCAUCGGUUUGUUUGUGAGAACUCUUUUACAUCCCUGCGCUGUGACGUGGGUCAGGUCAUCAACGUGUACGGGGCUCAUUUCGGACGCCUCGAUCCAGACGUCUGCUCUUUCCAGCGUCCGCUCAACGAGUUACAGAACGUGCACUGCUCCAGGCCGGUCAACAAGGUGGCUGAGAGGUGUAACGGGAGAAACAGCUGCACCGUCAAAGCGAGUAAGGCCGAGUUUGGGGACCCCUGUUACGGCACCUACAAGUACCUGGAGGUGGCUUACACCUGUCAGUAUCCUGUGUGAACACUCUGAGAUCAAAACCUUCCUGGAAAUGUUCAGGGACGAGUCUUCAGUGUCAAGAGAGACGCCGUUAUGACGGAUCAAAGCUCUGAAGAUAUUUAACACUGCCUGUGCUUCCCCCUGAUAUCAGACUUCUUAUAUAUGUUGGAUUUACUUUGACACUGUAAUCACUUUCUGUUCUGUCGUCUGUUUCAAACAUUAAAAAAUGAACCUCUCA
Notolabrus celidotus (New Zealand spotty) is the source of this 923-nucleotide messenger RNA. RefSeq names its product L-rhamnose-binding lectin SML-like. Lineage: Eukaryota; Metazoa; Chordata; Actinopteri; Labriformes; Labridae. The record is from RefSeq and is a predicted model, not a curated record. Gene Ontology annotation, molecular function: carbohydrate binding. Bases 44 to 709 code for a protein of 221 amino acids. The transcript has 9 exons.